AUGUCGGAGAACAUCCAAAUCACCCUCAUCAGCAACGAUGGCGUUGCCAUUAAAGUUGACAAGGCCGUCGCUGAGAAGUCAAUGCUCAUCAAGAACAUGAUGGAGGAUCUUGGAGAGGGUGCCUUGAACACCGAUGUCCCCAUUCCCAACGUUAACGAAUCCGUUCUCAAGAAGGUUAUCGAAUGGUGCGAGCAUCACAAGAUGGACCCCGUUACUGCCACCGACGAUGACUCCGAUUCCCGCAAGAAGACCACAGACAUUGAGGAGUGGGACCAGAAGUUCAUGCAGGUUGACCAGGAGAUGCUCUUCGAGAUUAUCCUUGCCUCCAACUACCUCGACAUCAAGCCCCUCCUUGACGUUGGCUGCAAAACAGUUGCAAACAUGAUCAAGGGCAAGUCACCAGAGGAGAUCCGCAAGACCUUUAACAUCACCAAUGACUUCACCCCCGAAGAGGAGGAGCAGAUCCGCCGCGAGAACGAGUGGGCUGAGGACCGCUAA
Molecule: messenger RNA, 498 nt
Organism: Cadophora gregata
Lineage: Eukaryota; Fungi; Ascomycota; Leotiomycetes; Helotiales; Ploettnerulaceae
Gene: SCON3
Product: E3 ubiquitin ligase complex SCF subunit scon-3
Exons: 4
Coding region: 1-498 (165 amino acids)
Biological process (GO): mitotic cell cycle; SCF-dependent proteasomal ubiquitin-dependent protein catabolic process
Cellular component (GO): cytoplasm; nucleus
Molecular function (GO): cullin family protein binding
Source: RefSeq, a predicted model, not a curated record